This is a messenger RNA of Saccostrea cuccullata (small rock oyster), 1001 nucleotides long. RefSeq names its product sulfotransferase 6B1-like. NCBI's taxonomy places the organism in Eukaryota, Metazoa, Mollusca, Bivalvia, Ostreida, Ostreidae. Gene Ontology annotation, cellular component: cytoplasm. The record is from RefSeq and is a predicted model, not a curated record. The coding region runs from base 29 to 934 and encodes 301 amino acids. Gene Ontology annotation, biological process: sulfation. The transcript is spliced from 6 exons. Gene Ontology annotation, molecular function: sulfotransferase activity.
AAAUGUUUAAGGGACAUUUUCUGACAACAUGUUGAUUGUCCGUUCGUCUAUAAUCACCUUUUCACGUCUCCAGGACCACUGGUUCAGAAUGUAUAAGCCGCUCCCGAGAUGCCCCGAUGGGACUCUUCUCCCGCCGUUUGAUACUUACAUAAGGGAUGCAACACAACGAUUAAAGGAAAUACAACAUUUACAGACCAGAGACGAUGAUAUACUUGUCAGUUCAUAUCCUAAAUCAGGAAGUCAUUGGAUGCAUGAAUUUUUGUGUAGAGUACUCCACGACCAAGAAGCGAAAUUUCCUCGAAUGGAACACACUUUCCUGGACAUAAUACCCGAAUUUUCUCGAAUGGAUUCUUUACCAUCCCCACGAAUUCUUUACACACAUCUACCUGUUCAUUUCCUGCCAGAGGACCAUAUCAAAAACGGAAGGAAGAUAAUACACAUCGUCCGUGACCCUAGGGACAUAGCUGUCUCGGCUUACUACCACUUCCUGAAUGUACCAUUUUUCAAGGACUACUUACCCACAGAUUGGAACAGCCAUCUUUCCGAUUUUAUGUCAGGCAAUUUCAUGUACGGGGAAUGGUGCCAGUAUGAACUUCAAUGGGAGAAAUUCUCCAAAUCUGGCAAUGUUUUAGUUCUGCGAUACGAAGAUAUGAAGUCGGAUGAAGUAGAGUGUGUAAGAAGGAUUGCGGAAUAUUUGGGCAUACCAUGUGACAAGGAAGCUGCCGUUCGAAUUGCCUCUGAUUGCCAUAUUUUAAAAUUAAGAGAGCGCAAGAAAUCAGGAAGAUUAGGUUUCAUAUACCGUAAAGGGGAAGUAGGAGAUUGGAAAAACCAUUUCUCCUCGGCACAAGAAAAACAAUUCAGUUUGUUUUUUAGAGAGAGGUUGAGGGAUUCAAGUUUAAAUUCUUACUUUCAGACAAUAAAAUCUAAAAUAUAAUACCGAUUAAUUGUUUGUAUUUUAAACCAUACAAUAUUUAAAACCAGUUAUGUCAAUUCCCAGCAAG